Molecule: messenger RNA, 994 nt
Organism: Panicum virgatum (switchgrass)
Lineage: Eukaryota; Viridiplantae; Streptophyta; Magnoliopsida; Poales; Poaceae
Product: outer envelope pore protein 16-2, chloroplastic-like
Exons: 5
Coding region: 201-725 (174 amino acids)
Cellular component (GO): chloroplast outer membrane
Molecular function (GO): amino acid transmembrane transporter activity
Source: RefSeq, a predicted model, not a curated record
ACCGCCACGACCGCGGACACGUGCCGGGCCCCGUCCACGCGUCCCCCACGCCCGCCUCGCGGGCAUUAAACCCGGCGCUGUCGCUCGCCCAGGACGUACGCCCGGCACUUCCCCACCUCUCCCUCACUUGGUGUGCGUGUUGCUUCCCGUCGGCCGAGUGGUAGAGUCGCAGAGAGCGCCGCAGGGCAGAGCAGCAGGAGAUGAGCCGGCUGGACACCCGGACGCUCAAGGACGAGCUGACCAGCAUGGACCGGCGCCCGCUCCUGGACCUGGGCCACCCGCUCCUCAACCGCGUCGCCGACAGCUUCAUCCGCGCCGCCGGCGUCGGCGCCGCCAGGGCCGUCUCCAGGGAGGCCUACUUCGUCACCGUCGAAGGCCUUUCUGGGGACUCGGCCGGGCUCGACCCCAACGGCGGCAAGAGGAGCCAUUUCUCCAGCAUCAGGGGCGACGAUGGCCAGAAGUCGCUCGACGUCGUGGUAAAAACGGCCGGCAAGGAGGCCUUCCAGUGGGGCCUGGCAGCCGGGGUGUACUCCGGGCUGACGUACGGCCUCAGGGAGGCCAGGGGUUGCCAUGACUGGAAGAACAGCAUGAUCGCAGGUGCCAUCGCCGGCGCAGCCGUGGCGCUGACGGGGGACGCCGGCGGCCACUCCGACAAGCUCGUCCAUUUCGCCAUCACCGGCGCGGCGCUGUCCAGUGCCGCGAGCCUGCUCUCCGGCGUAUUCUGAAUCCAGGGACGGGCGCCGGACACGGGAGCGGUUGUCCGGCAAGGUUCUCGAGGGUGUUUAGCAUAAAGAAGUUGCAUUGCAGCUCACCGACCAUGAAAAAUGUAUUCCUAGAUCCGUGUGUCAGCUUCCUGCAGCGAAGUCUAGCACCAUGUGGUUGCAGUGUAAUCCUUGCUCGUUUGUUUCCAAGGCAUUCUACAUUUACCUUUAGGUUUUACCCCAGUUCCAAUAAUCUUCUAAGUUGAUGACUUAAAAUGUCGCCCGUGUGAACU